AUGUGGUAUAUUUGUUCUGGAGUGUUCCAUGAAAAAAGCAACGAGAAUGCUGAAAAUUUAUACUCGUAUCCAAGACGCGCCGAGGCUGCGUCGACCGCGAGGUCCUCGCAGUCAAACAACCUUGGGCGGGGUUGCGUGUUACCGAACCCCGCACAUGGACAAGGCUUCGUAAACUCUCCCAUUUUUCGCGGCUCAGCUUUGUAUUUAGCGUCACUUCCGAGGCAAUUACUGAUCACGAAUUGGUACUCGGAUUCCCUCCCCGCACAGGGUUCCCGCGAAUCCUCGCGAGGUUCGGCCCUGAUCAGCUUUUGGGCGCUGUAUCUUCAUCCAUUGGGCUCAGCAACGCGCAGCUCGCACUGUGAGACGCCGUCCAGGAAGCCUAUGUGGCUUUGGGGGAGUGGUCAGGAAGGCUCCCCGACACUGUCGAUGUCAAAGUUAGAGAUGACACUGCGCACCGUAGGCUGGUGCCCGCCAACGAAACCGCCACCGUUGGAACCGGCCUCUGACCAUUCGUGGAGUCUCGCAGCGACCGUCUCAUCCGCGCCCGUGGUUGGUAUGCUCAUGACAGAAGAACCGAUACGGAUUCGGCCGCACCUCGAAAUUACUUUGAGGAAUGUAACGCAACGCGGUGGUCAUUAUGCUCGUCGCAUGCGCCGGGUUACCGUCGGUAAGGUCGUGCAAGAACCUGUGCAGCUUAUCUUCCAUCGCACGCAGCUCAUCCGGCCCGACAUCAUCGCGAGCAGCGGCCGCGCGAGAAGCGCCUUGUGGCAUGGCGUCACGCCCCGGCACGGGGCGCCCUUCCGCAGCCCGCGGGGCCCCGAACGCCCCAGGCGGGCCGAGCUAGCACAGCGGGUGGGUCGCGAAGCCCACCGGAGGUCCUCGGGCAGCGAUUCUACGCUAAACACCCACCAUCGUCUAAGCCGCUCUAGACGAUAG
Messenger RNA from Aureococcus anophagefferens, 936 nucleotides. RefSeq lists its product as hypothetical. The record is from RefSeq and is a predicted model, not a curated record. Bases 1 to 936 code for a protein of 311 amino acids. The transcript has 8 exons. Lineage: Eukaryota; Pelagophyceae; Pelagomonadales; Pelagomonadaceae.